Adineta steineri is the source of this 447-nucleotide messenger RNA. Lineage: Eukaryota; Metazoa; Rotifera; Eurotatoria; Adinetida; Adinetidae. The record is from the annotation of a GenBank genome assembly.
AUGUCUGGGUAUCAUUUCCUUUACCCAUCACAUCACACACAUUCAACAUCGAAUUCAUCCAAACGACCACGUACAAGUACAGCUAGUGCUAAACAAACUACUACAGCACCUAAAAAACUUUUUUCAUAUACACUUUAUGAUCGAAAAUAUUUCUUUCAACAUUAUCACCAUACAAGUGGUAUACGAUUAAAUGAUAGUAAUCAUGAUAAUGAAACCACUUAUUAUACGGAUAUUACACGUGAAUAUGCUGGUUCAGUUGAACAAUUAUUUAAAAUCUCACUUGAAUAUGCUGGUGUUGAAAUAUCCGUUUCAUCAUCAAUUGAACCAUUAUUCGAAAAAUUAGGCCAAACAGUCCUUGCUUCAGCACAAAUUACACGAUUUGAUGUUAAAAUUUUACCAAAUGAAUCAACAAAUGAAUGUCAAUCAUUAAUCCGUCAUCCUCCAUAA